AUGCCAGCCCCAAAGCCUGAUCUUCACCCGUUGAAGACACCUAAAUCAUUUACUUUCCCUUCGGAAAUCCAAAACGACCCAAAACCUUGCAGUCCGCGGGUCAUUAAACAAGAAGACAACGUGGAGAGUCCCAUUCCUACACCAUCGGCGUACACGGAGUUUUUGAAUGCUCUUACCCCAGUAUUUGCGAGCCCUGUUAGUGCUGGUGGGAGCUUUCCGAAAUUCACAUUCGACCCAUCGCCCACGUCACAACCGUCUACUGCGACAAGUCCUGCUUUUUCUUCGGCUCCAUCUCUCAAGUCGCCAUCGUUAACUCUUCCACCCCCGUCACCUCGAUAUGUCAAGCCGCCAUCACCUAAGGGACUGAAGGAGCUGAAAGAGUCAAAAAUCUCAAAAUCCCCUCAUACGCUGCGGAGAUUGCGCAUUCCGCAAUCACUCAAGACACUUUCCACAAAGGAUUUGCCCCGCACAGCAACCCCAAUGAGCGCGACUCCGCGAAGCGCGUCAGCUAUCCACUCACCCUUUUCGCCCACAAACUGGAAGCUCCAUUAUUUUAGCUCUCCCAGGAGUGCAACACCUCGAAGUGCGACAUCCACAAAGCCUGUCAGUGUUAGGCAGGUUGUCACACGCACUGUCACAUACAAACGCACACCGCUUGAUCCCCCUCCCAAGGGCAAGCGACGCAAGACUCAUGAAUGCAACAAAGCUCGUGAAUGCAAAGAGGUUUGA
Penicillium manginii is the source of this 729-nucleotide messenger RNA. RefSeq lists its product as uncharacterized. The record is from RefSeq and is a predicted model, not a curated record. The transcript has a single exon. The coding region runs from base 1 to 729 and encodes 242 amino acids. NCBI's taxonomy places the organism in Eukaryota, Fungi, Ascomycota, Eurotiomycetes, Eurotiales, Aspergillaceae.